Molecule: messenger RNA, 1993 nt
Organism: Paramecium sonneborni
Lineage: Eukaryota; Ciliophora; Oligohymenophorea; Peniculida; Parameciidae
Source: the annotation of a GenBank genome assembly
AUGCAAAAAUUUUAAUAUCAAAAAGUAAAAUAUAUUGGGCAGAGAACUUGUAGAUAAAUUUGUUUAGUGAAAGAUGUAAAUGAUGGGUAAAAAUGUCAAGUUAAAUCAUUAGUUCAUAAUGGGUUUAAAAAUAUAUAGACAUAGAAGAAAUGAAUAAACAUGAAAAAGAUGAAAUGUAUAAUAAAUUUAAAACUUUCUAAAAACUUUAACAUCCUAACAUUUUAAAGUUGAGAGAAGUAAAUAUGACAACCGAGGGUAAAAUUUUCAUCAUUAUGGAAUAUGCUGAUAGUAAAUUAAUCUUCAAAGUUUUCAUUAGGAGGUCCUUUGGGUGAAAUAAUUAACAAAUAAAAUGGAAAAUAAUUUUCUGAAAAUUAAAUUUUGGAUUGGUUUACUCAAAUAUGUUUGGCUGUUAAGUAUAUUCAUGAUCAUAACAUUUUACAUCAAGAUUUAAAAAGUCAUAAAUUUUAUGUUACCAAAAAUAAUUGCAUCAAAUUGGGUCAUUUUUAAACAGCUAAAGUGUUAUCCCAUAGUUAAGAGAAAAUAAAUGAUUUCGUAGGAACACCAUAUUAUAUACCUCCAGAAAUGAUAGAACAAAAACCUUAUUCCUUAUCAGUAUUUUAAAAUAUUUAACUAGGCUGAUAUAUGGACUUUAGGUAUUGUCUUUUAUGAGUUAUGCAUGUUAUAAACCCCUUUUUAAGCAGAUAGUUUACAUUUUCUUCUUUUAAAAAUAUGCAAAGGUGUUUUCAAUAAUAUAUCACCUAAUUAUUCAACUGAUCUCAAUAAUAUUAUCAAAUAACUCUUAAAGUGCAAUCCUGAUUAAAGGCCAACCAUCAAUUAAAUAUUGAGUAAUCAAAAUUAAUAAAAUUUUAGAAUUUCCUCUUAUUUCCAAAAGAGUAAAAGAAUUUAAAAGAUCAAGUUUAUAUCAAAACGAGUUCACUGUUUAAAAUUUGCAUCAAUAAGUAAAUAUAUAAAAAUCAAAUUAAGAGAUUAAGUACUGAUAACAAUAAUACCUAGCUAGAAUUUUAAGAUGAUCAAUUCCAAGAACUUGAUAUUUCUUCUUAAAAAUAAUUUCGAACAAAACCAAGUACUCCUGUUAAAAAUAAUUAUCGUAUAAAAUCUUCUAAGCCUGAUUAAUAAAAAUAAGUUUAAAAAACAUAGAUUUCAAAGAGAGAAACAUCCGCUAAUUCAUAAAAAAAAGAAAUAAAAAAAAAUAAAAAAAGUAAUUAAGUUUCAAAAAGCAAAAGUCCCAAUUAAACUUAAAGAAGUAAAAGCAAAAAGAAAAUUAAUUAAAUUUAAUCAAAAAAAAAUCAUAUUCUUUAAAAACCAAGUGAUUAAUAAAAUGAAAAAAAUUAAGACACGCAUAAGCUAAUCAAUAACUAUAGUUUUUAUUCACAAUAAUUUCCACCUGAAGCCCCUUCUCGUUAACCUAAAACAAUUUAGCAAAUAUAAUAAAAACCUGAGUAACAAUGUGAAAGUUAUGAAGAUUUAAAUGAUUCUUAAAUAUAACAUGGAAAUAAAUAGUAUUUUUUCAAACAUGCUAAAUUGAAGCAAGUAGGAAUAUUUACUUUUAUUUUUAGUUAAAAUAAAAUGAUAAUCUGAGUGAGUAAUUUCAACCAAAAAAGAUUUUAAUUAUGGAUAGUGAAAUUUAAAGUGAAAUAAAUGAUGAAAACGAGAUCAAUCUUAAUAGUUUUUAAGAAUCAGAUAAAUUAGAGAAGGAAUCUAGUCAGUCAUCCUUCAUAGGUAAAUCAAAUAGAGCAUUAUAAUUAAAGAUAUUAUUGGAAUAAGUAUUAGAUGUAGAUAAAAUACAAUAGAGUAUUAAAAUAUUGCUUAAGUAAUUUUAAUUGUUAAAUAGAGUGAAUUUACUUCCAAAAGAUUCAAAGAUUUAGAAAAAUAGGAUGAAAAUUUUUACUAAAAAUUGUUACCAUUCUUAUCUUUAUAAGAAUGCAAGAAUUUUGUUCCCCUUUUUUUUUAACUAAUAUUUUUAUAAAAAUGA